GCACCCCGCCCGACGCCCGGAACCAGCUGAGCACACAGCUGGACCGAGCAGCCGCUGUCGCCAGCGCCGUCGCAGCAGUGCUGCGUUCCCUUUCCGCCUGGAGAAGAAACUUCUGACUGAACGUCGACGCCACUCUGUGAUUAGAAGCCCUGUCUCUGGGUCUCCAUCACUUUUCAGGUACCACCGACUCUUCUUUGGCUGUGACUCGGCAGCUGUCACGGCAUCUCCUCACAGAGUGGCUCUCUUCUCCUUGCACAGCCCUGUAAGCCCAGCACCAUGGUGGUGGAGCACCCCGAGUUCCUCAAGGCAGGGAAGGAGCCUGGCCUGCAGAUCUGGCGUGUGGAGAAGUUUGACCUGGUACCUGUGCCCCGCAACCUCUAUGGAGACUUCUUCACGGGUGACGCAUAUCUCAUCCUGAAGACAGUGCAGUUGAGGAAUGGGAAUCUGCAGUAUGACCUCCACUACUGGCUGGGUAACGAGUGCAGCCAGGAUGAGAGUGGGGCGGCCGCCAUCUUUACUGUGCAGCUGGAUGACUAUCUGAACGGCCGGGCUGUGCAGCACCGUGAGGUCCAGGGCUUUGAGUCCUCCACCUUCCUCGGCUACUUCAAGUCCGGACUGAAGUACAAGAAAGGAGGCGUGGCAUCUGGAUUCAAACAUGUGGUACCCAAUGAGGUGGUGGUACAGAGGCUCCUACAGGUCAAAGGACGCCGUGCAGUCCGCGCCACCGAGGUGCCUGUGUCCUGGGACAGCUUCAACAAUGGUGACUGCUUCAUUCUGGACCUGGGAAACGAUAUCUAUCAGUGGUGUGGCUCCAGCAGCAACAGAUUUGAAAGGCUGAAGGCCACACAGGUGUCCAAGGAUAUCCGGGACAACGAGAGGAGUGGCCGUGCCCGAGUACACGUGUCGGAAGAGGGUGGAGAGCCAGAAGCGAUGCUUCAGGUGCUGGGCCCCAAGCCAACCCUGCCUGCAGGUACCGAGGACACAGCCAAGGAGGAUGCAGCCAAUCGAAAGCUGGCCAAGCUCUACAAGGUCUCCAACGGUGCAGGCAGCAUGUCAGUCUCCCUCGUGGCUGAUGAGAACCCAUUCGCCCAGGGCGCCUUGAAAUCUGAGGACUGUUUCAUCCUGGACCAUGGCCGAGAUGGGAAAAUCUUUGUCUGGAAAGGCAAGCAGGCCAACAUGGAGGAGCGGAAGGCUGCCCUCAAAACGGCCUCAGACUUCAUCACCAAGAUGGAAUACCCCAGGCAGACUCAGGUUUCAGUCCUUCCAGAGGGUGGCGAGACCCCGCUGUUCAAGCAGUUCUUUAAGAACUGGCGGGACCCAGACCAGACAGAUGGCCCUGGCCUGGGCUACCUCUCCAGCCACAUUGCCAACGUGGAGCGGGUGCCUUUCGAUGCUGCAACACUGCACACCUCCACGGCCAUGGCCGCCCAGCAUGGCAUGGACGAUGACGGCACUGGCCAGAAGCAGAUCUGGAGGAUCGAAGGCUCCAACAAGGUACCAGUGGACCCUGCCACAUACGGGCAGUUCUAUGGAGGUGACAGCUACAUCAUUCUGUACAACUAUCGCCAUGGUGGCCGCCAGGGACAGAUCAUCUACAACUGGCAGGGCGCCCAGUCUACCCAGGAUGAGGUCGCUGCGUCCGCCAUCCUGACUGCCCAGCUGGAUGAGGAGCUGGGAGGAACACCUGUCCAGAGCCGAGUGGUCCAAGGCAAGGAGCCUGCACACCUCAUGAGCUUGUUUGGUGGGAAGCCUAUGAUAAUCUACAAGGGUGGCACCUCCCGAGAUGGUGGGCAGACAACCCCUGCCAGUACCCGCCUCUUCCAAGUCCGAGCCAGCAGCUCUGGAGCCACCAGGGCCGUGGAGGUGAUGCCGAAGGCCGGUGCUCUGAACUCCAACGAUGCCUUUGUGCUGAAAACCCCCUCAGCUGCCUACCUGUGGGUGGGUGCAGGAGCCAGUGAGGCCGAGAAGACCGGGGCCCAGGAGCUGCUGAGGGUGCUGAGAGCCCAGCCCGUGCAGGUGGAGGAAGGCCGCGAGCCAGAUGGCUUCUGGGAGGCUCUGGGUGGGAAGACUGUCUACCGCACAUCCCCAAGGCUGAAGGACAAGAAGAUGGAUGCCCAUCCUCCUCGCCUCUUUGCCUGCUCCAACAGGAUCGGGCGCUUUGUGAUCGAAGAGGUUCCCGGAGAGCUUAUGCAGGAAGACCUGGCUACUGAUGACGUCAUGCUCCUGGACACCUGGGACCAGGUCUUUGUCUGGGUUGGAAAGGACUCACAGGAAGAGGAAAAGACAGAAGCCUUGACUUCUGCUAAGCGGUACAUCGAGACGGACCCAGCUAACCGGGACAGGCGGACCCCCAUCACUGUCGUGAGGCAGGGCUUUGAGCCUCCAUCCUUUGUGGGCUGGUUCCUCGGCUGGGAUGACAACUACUGGUCGGUGGAUCCACUGGACAGGGCCCUGGCUGAGCUGGCUGCCUGAGUAAGGACCAGAGCCACCAAUGUCACCAGUCAGUGCCUUUGAGAAUUGUCCGUCUCCCAAAGAGAUCCUGCGGCCAGCAGGAUAACUCUGUGUGUGUGUGUGUGUGUGUGUGUGUGUGUGUGUGUGUAUGUGUGUUUGUUUUUUUACAGUAGCCAAAACCAGCCCUGGGAAAAUUCAGGGUCUUUUCAAAAUUGCCUCAAGUAUCCGUGCUUUGGGAAUUAAGUUCAAUAAAAGCUUUUUGAAGUGUGUUC
Messenger RNA from Peromyscus eremicus (cactus mouse), 2723 nucleotides. RefSeq names its product gelsolin (gene Gsn). NCBI's taxonomy places the organism in Eukaryota, Metazoa, Chordata, Mammalia, Rodentia, Cricetidae. Gene Ontology annotation, biological process: barbed-end actin filament capping; actin filament severing; actin polymerization or depolymerization. Gene Ontology annotation, cellular component: actin cytoskeleton; cytoplasm. The coding region runs from base 277 to 2472 and encodes 731 amino acids. The transcript has 19 exons. The record is from RefSeq and is a predicted model, not a curated record. Gene Ontology annotation, molecular function: phosphatidylinositol-4,5-bisphosphate binding; actin filament binding.